Messenger RNA from Rhinichthys klamathensis goyatoka, 1823 nucleotides. RefSeq names its product NHERF family PDZ scaffold protein 4a (gene nherf4a). Gene Ontology annotation, cellular component: apical plasma membrane. Gene Ontology annotation, biological process: protein localization to plasma membrane. Lineage: Eukaryota; Metazoa; Chordata; Actinopteri; Cypriniformes; Leuciscidae. Gene Ontology annotation, molecular function: protein-membrane adaptor activity; protein binding. The record is from RefSeq and is a predicted model, not a curated record.
GACAAAAGCAUUGUAAUGCUUCAUUUAAAUGUGUACCUUGCACCUUUACGAAGCUCAGGGCUCAGCAGGAUCAUGAGAGUCACCACAGAUCCAGUGGAUGCCCCAGAGUUACCAAAGAAGUUCACCUUCAACCCGAAAGAAGGGAUUGACAACCCUGCUUUAGUGAUCUCGGAUGACAAAGAGCCUGAUGUGCAUCCGCGGCUGUGUGUUCUGAAGCGGGAGGAGGGUCAGGGCUUUGGCUUCUACCUGAGCAAGGACACUGGCUGCAGCGGACAUGUGGUGCGGCAGGUGGAGCUUUGGAGCAGUGCAGAGCAGGCUGGGCUGAGGAAGGGGGACCGUGUUUUGGAGGUCAAUGAGGACUUUGUGGAUGACAAGGAGCACUCAACUGUGGUGCUGAAGGUGCAGGCGUCUGGGCUGAAACUAUAUCUGUUAGUGCUGAGUGCUCAGGAUUAUGAGUUUGCAGUUUCGGAGGGAAGAGACCUCAUGCUGCUCGCUAGAGCUUACCAUCCCGUAGAGGGCUGUUCUCGCCCACGGUUAUGUUACAUCACUAAAGAGCCUGGCAGCGGCUUAGGCCUCAGCAUCAUUCCCAUUGAAGGUGAGCGAGGCCGUUAUCGUCUCAGUCCAGUGGGUGAUGGUUCAGCUGAGAGAGCAGGAGUCCAGAAUGGAGACAGGCUGAUCUGGAUCAAUGGAGUCAUGAUUUCAGCACUCACAUAUGCAGCGCUGUCAAAAAUGGUGAAUAAAUGUGAGGACCAUGUGACUGUCUUGGUAAUUGACAGCAGGAGUGAAAAGAGUUAUAAUCGCUUGAGAUUACCCAUAAAUCCUGCUUUCGCCAAAACUCAUAAUCUACCCUACAGACCAAAAACACUACACCUGACUCAAGGACCACAGGGAUACGGGUUCCUCUUAAGGCAAGAGAAGUUACGAUCUGGAUGUAUUGCUCAUGUAUUACGAGAGAUCGACCCCUGCAGCCCAGCUGAGACUGCAGGAAUGGAGGAUGGAGAGCUUGUGCUAGCGGUAAACGGGGAGCAGGUGGAGGAUGCAGAGCAUGAGGGCAUCGUCAGCAAAAUACGGCAAAGCGGCCAGCAGGUCACCCUAACCACCAUCUCCAUCCCAGGCAGAGACUAUUACACACAGCUGGGUAUUUCUCCAUUGCUGUUCUAUGAAGACCAGAUUCCAAAAAGGGAACAGUUCUCUAAACCUCCCCCACUACAUCAUGAGGGACACCAAAAUCCAGCACACCCUCGACUUUGUGUGCUUCAAAAAGAGGGCUCGGGAUUUGGCUUCAACCUAGGCUGUGUUCAAAAUAAGCCUGGGACGUAUAUCGGCCAGGUGAUGGCAGGGAGUGCAGGAGAGAGAGCUGGGCUCUGUGAGUGGGAUGUGGUGGUAGAGGUGAAUGGACAGAAUGUGGAGGAAGAGUAUUUUGAUGAAGUAGUAAGACUGAUAAAAGAGGGAGGAACUCCUCUCAGGCUGCUAGUCGUGGAGGGAAUACGAUAUGAGAAACUGAGAAACACCAGACAGACUUCAGGUCUCAAAACCAGCCAGACUUUAAGUUCAAACAAGGUUCCAGAUGCUUCACAAGAUGAUUUUGUAUGAAUUAAUAUAACGAGUUUCCGGAACUUGUACGGGCUGAUGUCGAUGAGUGAGGUGACAUGUCCAUGAUAUGCACUGGAGAGGCAGCACGAUGACAUCCUGGUGUUGGGUAUACUCACGGGCCAGUCUCAACGCAAGAUCAUUAGCCUCUGAACUUUGAAAGAAGACAGUAUCUAUAUAAGAUUUCACUGAAUAUUUAUUUUAAACUGAAUAAACAGAGUUACUUACCCUGA